Molecule: messenger RNA, 984 nt
Organism: Cantharellus anzutake
Lineage: Eukaryota; Fungi; Basidiomycota; Agaricomycetes; Cantharellales; Hydnaceae
Exons: 5
Coding region: 1-984 (327 amino acids)
Source: RefSeq, a predicted model, not a curated record
AUGUCAUUGCAGCAAAAGGCUGAGGUCCUCAGGCAAAAGAUCGAUGAUCUCCUCGUAGCGGGUGGUGCCAUAGCGGUCCCAAUCCUCCGGGUUGUCAAUAAUACGGCUGAUUGGUGUCCCCCGCUAAAAAUGGCGACUGGCGGUGCACUCUCCAUCCUCGACGAGGUUCAGAAGUUCAAGGACAACAAGAAGGAAUGGGCUGGUUUUGGUCAACAUGUAGUCGACACUGUGACCGAGGUGAUUUUAGCCAUAAAAUCCUAUGAUCCAUCAGCGGAAGAGGCAAAGCCGUGGGUGGAGAGUAUCACGAAGCUUGAUGACGCGCUACGGAAGAUCAAGUCCGACAUCGAUCGAAGACUGAAAAAAUUGGAGAAACGACCGGCUUUCAUGAAUGCAUUGUCCUACUUGAGAGACCCAGGAAGGAUCGAUGACCUAAAGAAAGAUUUUGACAAAGCAUUGACAUCGUUUCAGCUUAGGGCGAACCUAAUAGGCGGCGCCAAAUUAGCGGCCAUAGAACGUCGUCUACAGGAUGACAAAAUCUUGGAUAGUCUCCGAUUCCCUCAUAUCGCCCACGAUGAUUCGACUCAGGCAUGCCUAGAAGGCACUAGGGUGGAUCUCACCGAGCAUAUUAUGACAUGGUGCCGCAACACUGGGGAGACAGAACGGUGUGCGAGUGAAGAGGACGUUACCCUGUUACUGCACUUCUUCUUUAAAGCUGGCGAACGGUCACGGCCCGAUUCUCUAUUCAGCGGCAUAGCUCGGGCUUUAGCAGACCAUGACCCGGUUUACCGCACUUUCAUUAUCUCUGCUCUGAAAAGACCUUCCCUCUCAACGCCCACUCGCGAAGCAAUUCGAGGGAUUUGGUGGCUUCGCCUCUCCGACAAAACCUCCACUCCCGACCGUCCUAUGGUGGUCAUCAUCGAUGCUUUAGAUGAAUGCGAUAAAGAAGCGUUUGAGCCCUUGCCGAAAUUCUUGGGAGGUGCCUAG